Molecule: messenger RNA, 4134 nt
Organism: Plasmodium malariae
Lineage: Eukaryota; Apicomplexa; Aconoidasida; Haemosporida; Plasmodiidae
Gene: MUS81
Product: crossover junction endonuclease MUS81, putative
Exons: 2
Coding region: 1-4134 (1377 amino acids)
Biological process (GO): DNA catabolic process; double-strand break repair via break-induced replication; mitotic intra-S DNA damage checkpoint signaling
Cellular component (GO): Holliday junction resolvase complex; nucleus
Molecular function (GO): crossover junction DNA endonuclease activity; DNA binding; 3'-flap endonuclease activity
Source: RefSeq, a predicted model, not a curated record
AUGGAAGAUAAUAACUAUAUGAAAAAGCUAGCGAAUAGAAAAAUUAGAAGGAAUUACAGUAUACACCCUGAAAAUAUAAUUUUUUAUGACUACUUUAACAGUUUAAAACGGAAAGCACUGGCGCAAGGUCACAAUAAUUUGGUUAUUUCUUUUAAAAAAAUUAUUAGUUCUAUUUUAAAAUACCCAUUACCUAUUAAGAAUAGCCUGGACGCAUAUAAAUUAAAAGGCGUAGGUAAGCGUUUUUCUUACUAUUUUGAAAAGGCCUUAUCACAAACCAAAGAAGAAAAUAGGUAUAAUAAUGUCAAUGACAAGAAUGGUUCUUCCAGUGGACAUUUGUUACGCAUUAGCAAUCACAUAAAUAAAGUUAUUAACAAUGCAGAUAACUUUAUAAGGGAGUUAGAUGAUGAGCUUUAUAAUAUAAGAAUAAUUGGGGAAUCGUCAGAAGAUAGCAUUUUAAGAAACAUAAAAGAAAUAGAAAAGGACUACUCGAAUAGUAAUAAUAGUAGAUGUAAUAAUAAAAAAUUUAAAAGAAAGAAAAAAAAAAAAAAAGAUAAUAUAAUAUCUGAUGAGAGCAGUUAUAACCGUUCCAAUGAAAAAAAUAAUACUUUGCAUUUAACUGCAAAAGCAUAUAUAUAUACGAAUAGUAAAAAUUUAAAUAAUACUAUAGUAUCAGAUAAUACAAUAUAUAGAAAUAAAUCAUUCUUAGAAUGUGAAGAAAAAUCUACAAAAAGGAGCAUUUCCUUUGCAAAGGAACGAAGAAAAAAUAAUUCCAAUAAUAAAAGUACAUUGUGCCAGAAGAGCAAAAGGAUAGAAUUAAAUGAUUUUGAAAAAACUGUUCUCACUUUUCUAGAUACAUAUGGUCAUUUAUAUAACGAGGGUGCAAUGAGCAAAGAAGAAAUAACUAUCGGGUUUUUAAAAUCUUAUAGAAAUUCGGUAAAUAUUAAUUUUAGGACCUUACGUAGGCUAAUAAAAUUAGAAUAUAUUGAGAAAGUGGAAAUCUUCGACAAUAAUUCAUGUAAUAUUUCUACCACUUUUUCUAUAUCUAAGGCAAAAAAAAGUAAAUUAAAAGUUGUUAGCAAGAUUAAAUUGACACCAAAAGGAAAACAUUAUUUGGAGCAUUUGGAUCAUGUGGAGUACUUGCAGCAGAAAAAGAGUAACUUACAAGAAGAAAUUGUUUUUACAAAAGAGGAAAGAAACAAAACAUCAGAAAAGGAAAAUAAUGGCGACAAAAAAAAUAUCUUAUCUGACAUGUUAAGUUCAGAAGAAAAUUUUGAGAAUGCUGAAAAUGUAUCAACGAGAAUUAAAAAAUUAGAAGAAUGGAUGAAAAAAGAAAAUACUUAUAGUAAUAAGGAAAAUGAUAUUGACCUCGUAAAUUGUGAUAAAGCGAGUGAGAAACAUUUUGAUAUAUCUUCGUUUGUUACAGAUGAUCUUAAUGGAUAUGACAUACAAUCGAUAGACAGUAGUGAAGAAUGGAAAGAGUUAAAUAGAAAAUAUGGUACAAGUAAAUAUAAUACGAAAAGAGAAUACCAAAAAAAUAAUGAUAAAUCUGAAAAGGAAUAUACAUACAGUUCUUCAGCAUACACUAAUUAUAGUAUAUCAUUUGGAGUUACUACUAAGACAGAAGUGAAUAAUUGUAAUAAUAAGGAGAGAAUAAAUUCGGAGAAUGAAGAAGAUUUUAUAGUGGAUAAAAAUAAUAACGAGGGUAGUUCACACAAUUUACAUAAUUUAUAUGUUAAGAAGAAAAAACAAGACAAAAGUGAUAAUAUUAAUUUAAAUUUUGAAUUAAAAAAAAAAGAAAUUAAUAAAAAGCUAAAAUCAAGUCUCAAAGAUAGGUUACAAAAUAGAAUUAUGAACAUGAACAAACAAAAGAGUAAUUCUAGUGUAUUAUGGAGUAACGUAUCAAAGUGGAAUGACUUUUACGAUAAUUACAAAUUAGAUGGCAAUGGAAAUGGUAAGGGAAAAAAACUAACUAAGUUGUUGUUCAAUCAUGAGAACAAGGAUGAGAUUAUUAAUGAAAAUAGAGAUGAAAGAAAUGAUCAUGGGGGACAUGAUACGAAAAAAUGUACAAAUGAUGAUACUAAUACUAUUAAUAAAAAUGGAAUGAAUUGCAUUAGUCAUUGUAUUAUACCAAAUAUGGAUAAUAACAAAGUAAAAUUAAACGGAGCUGAAAAAUCAGUAGAUAAAGAAUACAAGAAUAACAAAUCAGUUCUACCAUCUUAUAAUAAGACAGAACAGCUAUCUUAUUAUAGUGGAGAUUGGUGCAAAAUAAAUUACGACAUUAAUGAAAAUAUAAUUAGUUACGAUAAAAAGGAUGAAAAAAAAGAAAACACAAAAGGUUAUUACCUUGACAGAGAUACUGUAAGAAGUCAGGAAAAGGGAAUUCUUGAAUAUUGCAAAUCUGAAAAUUGUAAUAAUCAAAAUUGUACAAAAGAUAACUGUACCAUUGAAAAUUGUAGCACUAAAAAUUAUAGCAUUGCAAAUUAUAACACUGAAAAUUAUAACACUGAAAUGAAUUCAUCACUAAUGAAGGGUAUAUCCGUACUUAAGAAAUUUGGUCCAAAUAAUAAAGAUAAUGUAACAAUUAGUGAUAAACAAAAUAUUGUGGACCUAAUUGAUUUGUCAGAUGAAGCAUCAAAUAAUACUAUAAGAAGCUAUGCAUCUACUGAUAAGUACAAACGGAGACCUGAAAACUGCAAGAUGAAGAAAAGAAAUGCUUCAAAUGAAGAAGGUAAAAUAAAGGAGGACACGAGAAAAAAGAAAAGAAGGAAGAAAAAAGGGGAAGUAAAAGAAGAAGCAGAGGAGAUGACAGAAGUGGGAAAGGAGAAAGAGGAAAUGUUGAAAAGGAAAGGAAUAAAAGGUAAAAACAUACAUGAAAUAAAUGUAAAGGAUAAGGACUUGAAGGACAAAGACGUAAAGAACAAAGAUGUAAAGGGCAUAGACGUAGGUAUUGGUAUAGAAAAGGACCAUAUAAGCGAAGGAAAAGGAGAAAAUAAGGAUUGUCAUGUUAGGUACGGGCCAUUCGAAAUUGUUAUGGUGAUUGAUAAUAGAGAUGUGUCAGGUGCAAGCUAUGAACAAAAUGAAAAAAUGAAAAAAAUUUUUAACAAUUACAAAGUAAAAUAUAUAACUAGAAAUUUACCAUUAGGUGACAUUAUAUGGUUAUGUAGGAGAACAAUAUAUUAUAAGAAAAAUUCGUCAAAAAAAAUAAGUCGAAAAAAUAAGAAGAAAUUUAAAGGUGAAUAUGAAAGGGUAACUAAUGAAAAGAAAUAUGGGGGCAUCUUAAAUAAUGGUAGCAGUGGUAACGACAAUAAUAAUAACAUCAACAGAAAUAAGGGAAACGAAGAGGAAAGUGGAGAAGAAAUGAAAGUAAAGGGAGAUAAAGAGGCAGCAGAACAGGAAGUUAAAGAUGAUGAAGAAAUAGAAUACGAGGAAUACGUUUUAAAAUGGAUUGUUGAAAGAAAAACUCUAAACGAUUUAAGUGCUAGCAUAGUUGAUGGAAGGUAUGACGAACAAAAAUAUCGUUUAAUGAGAUCAAGAGAAAUAUAUCAUAUAAUAUAUUUAAUAGAAAAUAGUAAUAAUUCUUUCAAGAAUUAUAUGAAUUCUACGAAAGUACCAUAUGAAAUGUUAACGAAUGCACAACAUAGCACUCAGCUAGUUAACGGUUUUUCUAUAUUGAACAGCGAAAAUAUGAAACAUACCUUCUUUUUACUGUGUGAAAUGCAUAUACAAAUUAUACAAAAUAUAAAAGAAUAUUGUCAUAUAGGAGAGAAUGAAUAUAUACUACAUAGUGAUAAGUUAUCUUUAUACUUAAAAAAUAAUGCUUCAUUAUGGGAUCAUUGGAAUAAUGAAUCUAAAAAAUCCAAAAACAAUAUUGUUAAGGAGGUAUUUGGUAAGCAGCUAAGACUUAUAAAUAUGUGUGGAUCUGAAGCCACUGAACUUAUUUUAUCCCUGUGGCCAACACCUUUCAAAUUAUAUGAAGCACUUAAUAAGUAUACAUAUGAUGGUAUACUUGCUGAAAAGAUUAAACGAAUUUACUUAAAAAAUCGUGAUAUCAUAGGUAAAAAAAGAGUCAAGUCUCCCAUUGAUACACAAUUGAUAGCACAAUUGAGGCAAAUGUAUGCACCUGACUCAAUUUAA